ACUGCAUCACACAUUUGAACUAGUGACCUUGACAUAGAAAAGGACCGGUAUCUAUCUCUAUUUAGCUAGCAACAAUGGAUUUACAUUCACUAAACUAUAAUAGAAAACGUAGGAGCAAAAAACGGGACAUUGCCCAAAGUCACGUUAAAUCACAAAUGACACAACAACAAAAAUUCCAUUAAUUUAUAACUUCUAUACUAUUUUUUCCUCCUAUUUCCCACCUCUACCAAAUGGGGAAUUAAUAAAGCCAAUUAACAUAAAGAGACUUUUUUCUUUUCUCUCAACAUUUCAAACAUACAAAAAAAAAUUAAAAAAAUUACACAGUACCUUGCCCAUAUAUUAAUCUAAAAUGAUAAACUUCAAACCAGGGCUUGCUUUCCUUUUACUAGCCUUGGCAAUCACCAUUGUAGCUGGUGAGGCUUCUGAAGUUAAUGAUUUCAGCUUUGAAAGUACCGUGAAUGUGGGUGAUUUAAUUGGAGAGGAGAAUGAGAUGUUGAUGGAGUCAGAGACAAAUCGUCGAACACUUGAGGGGCAACAAAGGUACAUUAGUUAUGGUUCCCUUCAGGCUAAUCAAGUCCCAUGUGGUCGUCGAGGACAAUCCUAUUACAAUUGUCAGCAGAGAGGUCAAGCGAACCCUUACAACCGUGGUUGCAGUCAAGCCACACAUUGUGCUAGAGACACAAGUUAAAUCACACAAACAAAUUCAGGAACAUAUUUAUUCGUACAACGUAUAUAUAAAAUAUAAAUAAAUAAUAAUAACAUAUUGUGGCUGAAUUUUUUAUUCUUCAAGGAUCAGUUGAUUGUUGAAGAAUAUCACGUAUAUUUCUUGCCACAUUUUCCUAUAGACAACCUUUGAAGAACUUACGGUUUUCAUAUGGGAAGUUUAUUUUUAUUUGUCCAGGUUUUGCAUAAUCAUUUCUGUUAAUUUUCUCAGAUGUUAAUGUCUUAGGGAUAUUGGACCCCUGAUUUUUUUACUUUUUAUAAUAUAAUAAAAUGACCGUUAUUUUUUUUG
Molecule: messenger RNA, 1012 nt
Organism: Cicer arietinum (chickpea)
Lineage: Eukaryota; Viridiplantae; Streptophyta; Magnoliopsida; Fabales; Fabaceae
Source: RefSeq, a predicted model, not a curated record